Pediculus humanus corporis (human body louse) is the source of this 3453-nucleotide messenger RNA. Its product is annotated as voltage-gated channel, putative. NCBI's taxonomy places the organism in Eukaryota, Metazoa, Arthropoda, Insecta, Psocodea, Pediculidae. The transcript is spliced from 16 exons. The record is from RefSeq and is a predicted model, not a curated record. The coding region runs from base 1 to 3453 and encodes 1150 amino acids. Gene Ontology annotation, molecular function: voltage-gated potassium channel activity. Gene Ontology annotation, cellular component: membrane. Gene Ontology annotation, biological process: potassium ion transmembrane transport; regulation of membrane potential.
AUGCCUGGUGGUAGGAAAGGACUUGUAGCUCCUCAAAAUACAUUUUUAGAAAAUAUUAUACGAAGAUCAAGUUCUCAGCCGGAUAGCAGUUUCCUUCUAGCCAAUGCCCAAAUAGUAGAUUUUCCAAUUGUUUACUGCAACGAAUCAUUUUGUAAAAUUUCCGGAUAUAACAGAGCUGAGGUUAUGCAGAAAUCCUGUAGGUGCACUUUCAUGUAUGGAGAGCUGACGGAUAAGGAAACAAUUUCAAGAAUAGACGAAUGUUUGGAAAGUCAACUUCACGAUCAAUUUGAAAUAUUGCUUUAUAAAAAAAACAAAACACCAUUAUGGCUUUUACUUCAAAUAGCACCAAUAAAAAACGAAAGAGAUUUGGUUGUUUUGUUUUUAUUAACGUUCAGAGAUAUAACAGCAUUAAAACAACCAAUAGAAACAGAAGAUACAAAAGGAGGUUUAAGCAAAUUUGCCAAACUUGCUCGUUCGGUUACAAGAAGCAGAUCGGUAUUAGUUUCACAAUUUUCUUCUCAUCUUCCCAAUUUAAAAGAUACAAACAAACAAUCUCAUUUGGCUCACAUGAUGAGUCUAAAUGCAGAUGUUAUGCCACAAUAUCGUCAAGAAGCACCAAAAACUCCUCCACAUAUUCUUCUUCAUUAUUGUGCGUUUAAAGCUAUUUGGGACUGGAUUAUAUUGUGCCUCACUUUUUACACGGCUAUUAUGGUACCUUAUAAUGUCGCUUUCAAGAAUAAAACUUCUGAAGAUGUUUCACUUUUAGUCAUUGAUUCCAUUGUCGAUGUUAUAUUUUUUAUCGAUAUAGUUUUAAAUUUUCACACGACAUUUGUAGGCCCCGGUGGCGAAGUCGUUUCCGAUCCAAAAGUUAUUAGAACUAAUUAUUUUAAAAGUUGGUUUAUAAUUGAUCUCCUCAGUUGUUUACCUUAUGAUGUUUUUAAUGCUUUCGAUCAUGACGAAGACGGAAUCGGAUCUCUAUUUAGUGCUCUCAAAGUGGUCAGGCUUCUUAGAUUGGGUCGAGUCGUUAGAAAAUUAGACAGAUACCUUGAAUACGGAGCAGCCAUGUUAAUUUUACUUUUAUGCUUUUAUAUGCUAGUUGCUCAUUGGUUGGCUUGCAUUUGGUAUUCAAUAGGAAAAUCUGAUACCGAUAACGGUGUUCAAUACACGUGGUUGUGGAAAUUGGCAAACGUUACACAAACACCCUACACAUAUAUUUGGUCGAACAAAUCAGGGACCCCCGAAUUGAUCGAUGGUCCCAGUAAGAAAACGACAUACGUGACUGCUCUUUAUUUUACUAUGACUUGCAUGACGAGCGUCGGAUUUGGAAAUGUUGCUGCCGAAACAGACAACGAAAAAAUCUUUACAAUUUGCAUGAUGAUAAUUGCCGCCCUUUUAUAUGCCACCAUUUUUGGUCAUGUGACGACCAUAAUUCAACAAAUGACUUCGGCUACGGCUAAAUAUCACGAUAUGCUAAACAACGUACGAGAAUUUAUGAAAUUGAACGAAGUACCCAAAGCUUUAUCUGAAAGAGUUAUGGAUUAUGUAGUUUCUACGUGGGCCAUGACCAAAGGCUUGGACACCGACAAAGUUUUAAAUUACUGUCCGAAAGACAUGAAGGCCGACAUAUGCGUACAUUUAAACAGAAAAGUAUUUAAUGAACAUCCCGCGUUUAGGCUCGCCUCUGAUGGUUGCCUACGCGCGUUAGCAAUGCAUUUUUAUAUGAGUCAUUCGGCUCCUGGUGAUCUCUUAUACCAUACGGGGGAAAGUAUUGACAGUUUAUGCUUUAUUGUAACCGGAAGUCUAGAAGUCAUUCAAGAUGAUGAAGUUGUCGCCAUUCUCGGUAAAGGAGAUGUUUUUGGUGAUUCUUUUUGGAAAGAUAAUGCUAUCGGACAAUCAGCUGCCAACGUUCGGGCUCUUACGUAUUGUGAUCUACAUUUAAUAAAAAGGGAUAAACUAUUGGAAGUAUUAGAUUUUUAUCAAGCGUUCGCCAAUUCAUUUGCUAGAAAUUUAAUUUUAACUUACAAUUUAAGGCACAGGCUGAUUUUUAGAAAAGUAGCUGACGUAAGAAGAGAAAAAGAAUUAGCAGAAAGACGGAAAAACGAACCACAAUUGGAUCAAAAUCAGGAUCAUUUAGUUCGUAAAAUAUUUUCUAAAUUUCGUCGGGACAGGUCACAAAGUCAAGCGACACCCGUACAAAAUGGACUUGCACAGACCAGUAACGAUUUGGAAAAAGGAAGCGAAAAAAGCGACAGCGAAAAAAAUUAUUCACCCGAAGGUAAUUGUAAAGUGAUUCGGGUUUUGUCAUCCAAUAAAUUGACUUCUGUCAUCGAAAAAGAUGAUUCUAGCGUUGGUUCUGGAAGUUCGGGAUCUACACUCGCUCCCAUAUCUUAUGUAAAAACUCGUCCGACCAACGUAGGAAACAGUAAAUGGGGCCGAUUGUUGGGUGGGAAAAGUCUGGAUUUGGGUACUGAAGUUAAUACUUCAAAUAGAUCGACUUUAAUGAGAGCCGUGUCAAUCGGAAACGGUAAAGAAAGUAGUAAUAAUUUAUCAACGAACUCAGUUUGUGGUAACGGAAAUGUUUCGUCUGGAAGCGGUAAUAAAGUAUUUCCCAGACUUCAAAAAGUUGCAUCCGUGGGUAGUACUGGAGGAAGUGCCGUCAUUAUGCGUCAAGACACCAUCGAGGAACUGGUAGAAGUAGAAGAUAAUAAAGUAUUAACAUUACGACCUGGAUCUGUUGUUUCCUUAGCACCCAAAAUUGUAAAAUCUGAUGUGAGAUCAACGCCCGACAUAAAAAGAGUCAAAUCGUUCGAUAACGGAUCAAUAACAAGCACCGAAAAAGAAAAUGUAUGCGUUGAAAAUGAUCAGCCACCAACAGCAAGCACAACAACAUCAUCAACAACAGCAACAACAACGAAUAUAUCAGCUCUUCCGUCUCAAAUUGUAUUCCCAAAUGCAGAAUACAAAGAAAUAAUGUCCAAUAUAAUGAACUUUAAAGUAGAUGUGAAAUUGGAAGUGCAAAGACUUAAUCAAAAAAUAGGACGUUUAGAAGAUUUAAUAAGUGAUUUGGUAUUAAAAUUAAGUGAUGAAAACACCGUAAGAGAAAUAAAAGAACGUAAAACCGAAUCAGACGGUAACGAAGUUUAUAAUAGCAAUGGAGAACAACAGCAGAAAACAUUUGGCGGGGUAUUGUUAAAACCUUCGUGUAUGGGCGAAACAAGUUCUAUGUCGGCUGGAAAAUCAGACAGAGCCUCGGUAACAAGAUGUUCAGAGUCUACCGUUCCGACAUCUUUAAUUUUAAAGAAAAAAAAAUGUAAACUGAGACUCAAAUCUACAGCUCCAACAGUACCGAUGUUAUCACCCACGACUCCUGAUAAUCCAACAACAUCAUCACCGGAAGGAAAUAGAUCGGAUGCGGAAGAUAAAAAAAAUUCAUUUGAAUUGGAAAGUAAAUAA